UUUUUUUUUUCUUUUUUUUGAUAGGAAGAUAUCUAAAUUUGAGUUGUGAUUCAUUCACUGAAGAUUAAUCGAAUUCAAAUUCAUCUUCUCUAAUUUCUCUCGCUGAAUCUCCUCUCUUUAUGCUCUCUGUCCCUGUUUCUUCUCAUCUUUGUCUUCUGCAUGGCACAGAUCUUAAUUAACAGUCCAUUAAUGGCUGCGGGAUAAUUCUUGACAGAUUGUGCUCUUUUCUCCAAUGUGAAGAAGGGAAAAAGAAACGUUAACGUUAAUGGCAUUGAUGGCAUUCACAUUUGGGGACCUUUACAGGAGGUUCAAGCCACACCUGCUCAUGGUUCUUGCUCAGAUUGGCUAUACUUUUCUCUACUUCAUCACUGAAGCUUCCUUCGAACAUGGGAUGAAUCCUUAUGUCUACGUAACUUAUCGACACAUUGUCGCCGGCCUAGUGAUGCUCCCUUUUGCCUAUUUUCUUGAAAGAAAACAGCGUCCAAAGCUGACGAUAGCUCUUUUUGUGGAGAUAUUCAUCCUCUCUCUCCUGGGGGUGGGUUUGACUCUCAACAUGUAUUUUGCAAGCUUGAGAUGCACCUCUCCAACUUUUGUUGCAUCAAUGGUUAACACCAUAGCGUCCUUGACCUUCACAAUCGCAGUUGCAUUAAGGUUGGAAGGUCUUGAUCUUGGAAAUCCUCGUGGAAAAGCAAAAGUUCUUGGGACCUUGGUUUCCUUGGCUGGUGUAAUGACUAUGACAUUUUAUAAAGGUCCUAUCGUAGAAAAUCUUUGGCAUCCUCUAAUUCAUAUUCAUCGAAAGGCUAGUAGCAACCAUGAGAGCUGGUUGAAGGGUUCGAUACUUGCUGUUGCAAGCUGCAUUUUUUGGUCUAUGUGGUAUAUUAUGCAGGCAUUCACCCUGAAAAGGUAUCCUGCUCAACUGUCGCUGACCACAUGGAUGAGCUUCGUUGGGGCUGCACAAUCAGCUUUCUUUACACUGAUUGUGGAACGUAGAAAAGCAGCUUGGUUAAUCGGAUACAAUAUUGAUUUCUGGUCCACUGUUUAUGGUGCAGUGGUGGUCUCUGGUUUAAUAGUUUUCAUUCAGCUGUGGUGCACAGACGUAAAAGGACCAGUUUUUGUUACCAUGUUCAAUCCCAUUUCAACAAUAUUAGUAGCAAUUUUCGCAUACUUUGUUCUUGGUGAAAAACUGUACCUGGGCAGUAUACUGGGGGCUGCUGUUGUAAUCAUCGGCUUAUACUUGCUGUUGUGGGGCAAAGAAGAUCAACAGAGUCACAGCAAAUCACAAGAUCAAUCUUAUUCCAGCUAUAAUGAGCAAAAGGAGACCAAGAUACAGAGAGUUGCUUCACUUGAGAGUAAAAUACCUGCAAGCGAACCUUGAGGUCCAAAUCAUUUCUUAGACAAAAGGAUCAAUAUUCAAUACCAUGUACAUCCUUUCGAAAUAUAAAAAUAUAAUUCACAACUAGUUAACAUCAA
This is a messenger RNA of Hevea brasiliensis (rubber tree), 1470 nucleotides long. RefSeq names its product WAT1-related protein At5g07050. The transcript is spliced from 8 exons. NCBI's taxonomy places the organism in Eukaryota, Viridiplantae, Streptophyta, Magnoliopsida, Malpighiales, Euphorbiaceae. The record is from RefSeq and is a predicted model, not a curated record. Gene Ontology annotation, molecular function: transmembrane transporter activity. The coding region runs from base 266 to 1375 and encodes 369 amino acids. Gene Ontology annotation, cellular component: plasma membrane.